Salvia hispanica is the source of this 1667-nucleotide messenger RNA. Its product is annotated as beta-ketoacyl-[acyl-carrier-protein] synthase III A, chloroplastic-like. Gene Ontology annotation, molecular function: 3-oxoacyl-[acyl-carrier-protein] synthase activity. Gene Ontology annotation, cellular component: chloroplast. Gene Ontology annotation, biological process: fatty acid biosynthetic process. The record is from RefSeq and is a predicted model, not a curated record. Lineage: Eukaryota; Viridiplantae; Streptophyta; Magnoliopsida; Lamiales; Lamiaceae.
AAAAUGCGAUGAACACUCUGUAUUAAGUGUCAGAAAUCCUAUUUCAAUAUUCAGCACUGUCGAAAGAUUCAAUCUUGAAAAUGACUGAAUCAGCAUGCAGUUGCAUGUGAUGAUAUAGAUACACAGAUAGAGACAUGGUUCUUUUCUCCUCUUCGAAAGAUUAGUGAAUUUGCUUUCUGGGAUUCAUCGUCCUCUCUUGAAUUUUAUUAUUUGGGUUCGAAUUCUUUUGGUAUUAAAUUAAUUGAUGGCGAAUGCAUCUGGGCUGGUUGCUCCAACAGUUCCCAGUUUGAAGAGGAGAUUUUCUCCACCAUUAGGCAUUUAUCGAUCUGCAUUUUGGUUCUACGACGGCGUUUCGAGGCGAACAUUGUGUUUUAGUGCGGCGCAGGGCGCAGAGAAGCUUUCCCCUGCUCAACCCCUAUCGCGCAGACUUGUCAGCAAAGGGUGCAAGUUAGUUGGAUGUGGCUCUGCAAUACCAAGUAUUCAAAUAUCCAAUGAUAAUCUCUCAGAAAUUGUCGAUACUUCGGAUGAAUGGAUAUCUGUCCGGACUGGAAUUAGAAAUCGGAGAAUACUUUCUCGACAAGACAGCUUGACAGCUCUGGCUACAGAGGCUGCGCAGAAAGCUCUCCAGAUGGCUGAGGUUGAACCCAAUGACGUUGACCUUGUGCUAUUGUGCACUUCAACUCCAGAAGACUUGUUUGGGAGUGCUCCUCAGAUUCAAAAAGCGCUUGGCUGUGGUAACAAUCCGCUGGCUUAUGAUAUCACGGCUGCCUGCAGCGGCUUCUUGUUGGGCCUAGUUUCAGCUUCCUGCUAUAUUCGAGGGGGUGGCUUCAAUAAUGUUCUUGUGAUUGGUGCUGAUGCUCUAUCCCGCUACGUUGACUGGAAAGAUAGAGGAUCAUGUAUCCUGUUUGGUGAUGCUGCUGGUGCUGUUCUACUACAGUCAUGUGAUAGUGAAGAAGAUGGUUUAUUUGCUUUCGACAUGCACAGUGAUGGUGAAGGUCAGAGGCACUUAAAAGCCAACAUGAAGGAAGACAAAACAGAUCCUGAGUUGAGCACAAACGGUUCACUUCUUGGCCUCCUGCCCAAAGGCUCCUCCUCUUACUCGUUCAUCGAGAUGAAUGGUAAAGAGGUCUUCCGCUUUGCUGUCCGUGUCGUUCCACAUUCGAUUGAACUGGCCCUAGAGAAGGCAGGUCUUGCUGUGUCAGACAUAGACUGGCUAAUUCUGCAUCAGGCGAACCAGAGAAUAAUCGAUGCAGUAGCCACGCGCCUGGAGGUUCCCCAAGAGCGAGUAAUAUCCAAUUUGGCAAACUAUGGCAACACGAGUGCUGCCUCGAUUCCAUUGGCGUUGGACGAGGCUGUGAGAAGCGGGAAGGUCCGAGCCGGUGAUACCAUUGCGACUGCUGGUUUUGGAGCUGGCCUUACAUGGGGCUCUGCUAUCGUUAGAUGGGGAUGAUCAUCGGCACACUCGUUUCUGGUUUUUUGAGUUCCAUUUGCAUGUUCUUUCGCAGCUCGUGUUGCCCUUUGCCUUAGUCGUGCUCUCUGUCUCUCACUUUGAUAGUAGCUAUGGAAAUGAAGGAAAUGUCUUGUUGAUCAAGUGUUAUUUGAUUUGUUGAACAGUGAUAACUGUUACUGUAUAUUAGCAGUAAUAAUCUUUUCUGAUUAUGGCAAAA